Molecule: messenger RNA, 1489 nt
Organism: Perognathus longimembris pacificus (Pacific pocket mouse)
Lineage: Eukaryota; Metazoa; Chordata; Mammalia; Rodentia; Heteromyidae
Product: slit homolog 3 protein-like
Exons: 5
Coding region: 1-1233 (410 amino acids)
Source: RefSeq, a predicted model, not a curated record
AUGCCCGACCGGUGCCGGCUGCGCCUCCGGGUCUCGGGCGGGCACUGGGGGGCCACGCCGGCCACCCCAGCCCUGGGGAAGUGGACUGGGGUGACCGGGGAGCAGGCAGAGGGGGCGGCCCUGUGUGGGGUGCCGACUGCACCCCGUCGGGACCACGCCCACCGUGGCCGUGUCGGGGCCCCCACCCCGGGCGCCCCUGGAGUCCCCGCCAGCCCCGAGGCCUUGGUGCACCCGAGCUGGGCCCGAGCCCCGGGCGGGCAUGGCUGCCGCUCGGUGGCGGGCCUCGGACGCGGCCGGGCCGGGCUGCUUCCCCGGGAAGCUGGGGAAUCCUCCUCCUGCGAGGCUCUCGUGGAGACCGUGAACGACGGACAGUUCCACAGCGUGGAGUUGGUGAUGCUGAACCAGACCUUGAACCUGGUGGUGGACAAGGGCGCCCCCAAGAGCCUGGGGAAGCUGCAGAAGCCGCCCGCGGUGGGCGCCAGCAGCCCCCUCUACCUGGGAGGCAUCCCCACCUCCACGGGGCUCUCGGCCCUGCGCCAGGGCACGGAGCGGCCGCGCGGGGGCUUCCACGGCUGCAUCCACGAGGUCCGCAUCAACAACGAGCUGCAGGACUUCAAGGCCCUCCCGCCGCAGGCCCUGGGCGUCUCCCCCGGCUGCAAGUCCUGCUCCGUGUGCAAGCACGGCCUGUGCCACGCGCUGGAGAAGGACAGCGUCGUGUGCGAGUGCCACCCGGGCUGGGCCGGCCCGCUCUGCGACCAGGAGGCCCGCGACCCCUGCCUCGGCCACAGCUGCAGCCACGGCAAGUGUGUGGCCACGGGCCGCUCCUACGUGUGCAAGUGUGCCGAGGGCUACGGGGGGCCCCUGUGUGACCACAAGAACAACUCCGCCAGCGCCUGCUCGGCCCUCAAGUGCCACCACGGGCAGUGCCACGUGUCGCGUGACGGGGAGCCGCACUGCGUGUGCCAGCCCGGCUUCAGCGGGGAGCACUGCGAGCAGGAGAGCCCAUGUGUGGGCGAGGUGGUCCGCGAGGCGGUGCGCCGGCAGAGGGGCCACGUAUGGUGUACCACGGCCUCCAAGGUGCCGGUGCUGGAGUGCCGGGGGGGCUGCGGGCCCCGGUGCUGCGGGCCGGUGCGCAGCAAGCGGCGCAAGUACGUGUUCCAGUGUCCGGACGGCUCGUCGUUCGUGGAGGAGGUGGAGAGGCACCUGGACUGCGGCUGCCGGCCCUGCUCGUGAGCCCGGCCCCGGCCCCGAGAGCCCCAGACAGGACGCGAGACGAAGAGAGUAUUAAGUAUAUUGUAAAAUAAACAAAAAAUAGAACUUAUUUUUAUUAUGGAAAGUGACUAUUUUCCUCUUUUAUUAUAUAAAUCUGUCACACCGUCUGAGUGUAUGGACCCUCCAGUGCGUUGUACCCCGGUUUUGUGUUGUGCUGUGUAUUUGUUGUGUUUUGAUAAAGACAAGACAGACUAAUAAAACAUGUUGAAAACAAAAG